Messenger RNA from Amoebophrya sp. A25, 10738 nucleotides. The record is from the annotation of a GenBank genome assembly. Lineage: Eukaryota; Dinophyceae; Syndiniales; Amoebophryaceae.
AGACAUUUUAGAGGAGUUCUUGUAGCAGAGUUGUCAAAAGCUAUUUCCAGCUCAUGAUCACCUAUUUUUUAACAGCAUUCAUCGAUCUCAAACACUACGAUGGCUGGCCUUCUAGGAACCGUCGAACAAGCGUGCUCGUCAUCCUUCUAUAGCAGCCCCUAUUGCGGGACGGCGAGGCUCGCGUCGUUGCGAGGUCGACUGGCGUCGAGAGGACUGCCGAGAGGACUUUGGCUAAAGCCACCUUGGAGUUGGAACGGUUCAAAAGCUAUGGUUGAAGUAGGUGGACGUUCUUCACGCAACCAUUUCGGUUCCUCUGCACAGUAUGGCAGAUAGCUUUUUCGUCGUCCUCGUCGUAAAAUAUGUAUAUACAAACUGGAGACUUAACCCCCGGGGAUCCUAAAUCUACUGGUGAGUUAUACUUUUUAGUGCUGUGGCAGCACGGUAGGCUGGCUCGGCAGACCCAGGUCUUUGCCGGCGCCGGUCGUUGCACCUACGGCCCAUAAAUUUGCCACGGAGCGUGGCGGGAGGCCUUUACCUCCCCAGAGAGAGUUGCACACCAACGUCCGGGUGUCGUAACCCCUCUCGCGGCUCGGCCGGUGUUCGUGCACCGUCGCCCUACGAGUCAAUCAACCGGCACCCGCGAGGUUUCGGGUGCUCGCUCUUCGCGUCGGACGCUUUGGUCCGGGGCGCUUUGGCCCGGGUGCGCGGCUAAUCCCUCGGCAGUAGCAGGCGUUGUCCCCCCGCUGGGGGACAAGGUCACUUUGAACCUCCAGCCCGCGCUGUCGGCCUACUACCGGGGCUUGAGCUCCCGCUCAACCUCUGGUCUCGGUUUGACACGUGCCAGCGGUGAAUGGACCGCUCCGAGCCCUUAUCCUUUCCUCACCGGCACCUUCCUCCGGAGACCCCGACCAGGCUCCGGCUUCCUGGUGCGGACUUGAGUCGGCGGUCUGAGACUCGCGUCCGCCGUCGAGGGGUUACGGGGACGUGUGCCGGCCUUUGCACAGGUUUGCGUCAGGACCUCCCGCCGGCCAGCGCCCGCGUCGGUGGUGUGCCGGGGCGGCUGCCGCCCUCCACCGCGCUUGUCGCUCCCGUGGGAGGGACGAACUCCCGGAGCGACAGCGACAGCAGGGGCCGGCAGGCGUUCACAUAGUUCAGCCAGCCAUAGUCGGGCACCAGUGGACUGCUGAACCGUCUGCAGCCGUGGGAUGGUGUUGAUGAACAGUUUGUGCUUGCCGUGUCUGGUCAUGUAGUCCGCCAGGUUCCAUUCGGAUUUUAUGUAGACGUACCACGGUUUGACAUUGUUGUCGUACCAGUGAUUGACUACGUCUACUGCGGUGUUUGCCACCACCGCGGAUUUGCCACUACAUUUGAUGAAGUUGUAGAGUACUGGCGUGUUGUCGAUCAGCACUACGAGGUCGGAGUUGCUGGUCCAACUCGGUAGUUGCUUUGCGGCGAGGCCCACCGCGGCCGCCUCCAGUACCUCUAUCCUGGCGGUGGCCCAUCGGCCAUCCGUUAAUGGCUGCAUUUGGAUGAGGGUCUUCCCGCUGUGGUGGAUCAUGACGUAUCCUAGCGUUGGCUCGCCGUUCGGCCCGCCAUCUGUUGACGCGUCCGUGAACAGGAAGCUCAGAGGCUUCACGAUUUGUUCUAGCCUGAGUCUGAGCCUGUUCACCUUGUGGACCAUCUUCUCGAUGGCCGCAGUGGAGCGCAGGAGGGCUCUCCGUUGCCACCGCUGCUUCACCAACUUGUCGAAGGUGGCGUCUUCUGUCCAUGCGUAAAGAGAUCUCAUGAUCUCGUUUCCGGCUCUGUUUGCCGCGGACACGGUGAUGAAGUUUGCCAGUCCGAGCAGUCGCUGGACCACCUUUUUGUCCAACUGUCCUGUGUUCACUUUCUGCCGGAGCUCGUUUGCGACUUCCGCGACCUGCUGGAGCAUGUUGUCUGGCACCACAACAUCAAUUCCCGUUUUUGGGCUUGUGUCGUAGUGGAGGCCCAGUAUGCGCACAAUAGGGCUCUUUCUCGAGUCCUGCUGUGCUGUCGCUUUUGUCGCGAGCUCCAGCCCCAGGCAGUCGCAGAGAGCUUCGUAUGCCUCUAUUGCCUCAUCCGCUCCCUCUUCGAGGCUGAGGAUGAUGGCGUCGUCGAUGUAGAUUGGCACUACUGUGUGCCCGAGCGUGGCCAUUAUUUUCAUGACCAGCUCCGCCACUCUACACCAGCUGCUGACGCUGAACUUGUUCCCCAUGUUCAGUAUCGCCGCGAGGAACAUGCGGUAGCGCCCCUGGGUGUCGUCCCAGACUCCAACCGGGUUUUCCUCCGGGUGUUUUACCCCUACCUGGUAGUAGGCCUUGCUCCAGUCUCGGAGUGCGAUGCAAGGCUUUCUACCUGCCGGGCGGGUCUUCAUCCUCUCCUCGUUGAGGAGCCUCACCUGCUCGCCGAGUUGGCGGUGCUCGUCGGUGGUUGUGGCUUCGCUUGCGCUUGUUUUUGCGCGGAAGUCUGCGACCUCUUUAGCCACCUGGCCGCAGAUAUCCGUGGUGAACUGUGUCACCGGUGCGUGGAGGGUGAGGCCCUCUGCGCCUGCAGGCGCCAUGUAGCUUUUUACAAUCUCCAGGACCGUUCGCGUCCCGUGGAGCCUCACCUUUUCCGACAUUUUUGAGAAGUCGUUUUUCCACCGCUCGUCGAUUAUCACGCGAACCUUCUCUGGUUCGACCUUUGGGAAGGCGUACGCCGGCAUGACCUUGAGGUCCUCUGGAUUGAUCUCUUUGUAUCUGCCCAGCUGGACGUCUGCCUCAAUGUUUUUGAGGACUUGCCGAAGGGCUUCCUCUGGGAAACCCUUCGGAGGCGCAUCCCGGAUUUUUACCGCGGUGCUAUAGAAUUCUUUGAGGUCCUUUGCCUCCGCGGCAUUGACGUCUGCCUUCCAAAGGCCAGUACUCUUGUACUCCCCUAUUGUUUGAAAUCCAUGGAGGAUGUCGUCCGGUAGCGACGUGUCCGGAUGGCCCGUCAAUGCGAUGAGUUUUCUCAUUGCGAUGACGUUCCUUGUUUUGGUUGUCUGUAGCACCCUUUUUAGGUGCUCUGGCGCCGUAGCGUUUAUCAAGUCUGCAUUUGCUUGCUCCGUCUGCGUCUUCAGACGUCUGAACAAGGCGGUGGCUUGUUUUCUUCGUUUGGCUACCGCUGCCGGCUGUAGCUUCUCGGCAGCUAUCAGUUGUUCCCACUCGAGUGGUAGCUUUUGGCCGUAGGUCUCGAAGUGUAGUUGUGCUCGGACCCGAUUGACGAAGUUGCAGACCGCGUCAUGGAGCUCGCGGCGGUCGUUGCCGUGCUCCAUUUCUGCUUGGCUGACGUGUAGUGGCGUGGCAGUCGUCAUUUUUUGUGACUAGGCUUGGUUGGCCCCUGGGAGGAUUUUUUGUCGACUGUCGUCCAGGAACCUUCCAGAGAGCGUAUCUUUUCUCUCACCUAAGUUAACUCACCAGUUAGUAUAAUCACUUCCCCCGCAAGCUCCUCCAGUGCAUAUACAAACUGGAGACUUAACCCCCGGGGAUCCUAAAUCUACUGGUGAGUUAUACUUUUUAGUGCUGUGGCAGCACGGUAGGCUGGCUCGGCAGACCCAGGUCUUUGCCGGCGCCGGUCGUUGCACCUACGGCCCAUAAAUUUGCCACGGAGCGUGGCGGGAGGCCUUUACCUCCCCAGAGAGAGUUGCACACCAACGUCCGGGUGUCGUAACCCCUCUCGCGGCUCGGCCGGUGUUCGUGCACCGUCGCCCUACGAGUCAAUCAACCGGCACCCGCGAGGUUUCGGGUGCUCGCUCUUCGCGUCGGACGCUUUGGUCCGGGGCGCUUUGGCCCGGGUGCGCGGCUAAUCCCUCGGCAGUAGCAGGCGUUGUCCCCCCGCUGGGGGACAAGGUCACUUUGAACCUCCAGCCCUUUGGGCCAUCCUUUCUCGACGCCUCCUUGGUGCGCCUUCCAUCCUUUUCCCGACGACUGGAGGUUCAGAACCGCCAGGUGCGUACGUUUUUUGUACCCGGUACUGCUUUGAGUGCCCCUGAGCCGCUGCUACUGGCGCUCUUUGGCGCUAGGGCCGUCACCUUUUUGGUAACGGUAUUCUGUUGAAUCCGCCCUUUCUUCUGUAGCUUCUGCUUGGGGGUGAUCUUGAUCGUCCGCUUGACCAAGGUGUCCUCUUGGACCGCCUUGGGCUGCACGAAGACGCGCGGGGGUGGACCCCCCCCCGAGGGCCACCGCCUGCGCAAUCCGUGCAGCGGGAUGAAUUCCGAAGCCUCCCACGUUUUGUGGUCGGCUGUGUACUCGUCCCACAUUUUGCUGGACUGUUCCCAGCCCAUGUGGGUGAGGAAUUCAUCCUCCUUCACGGAGAUUUUCCCUUGCUCCCACUCGCGUCGCGUUGCCAAUGCGAGUCCUCUCCUGCAGCUGUGCAGCGUGCCGCUAAUUCCCUUCGAAGUACUAAGUUGACGGCAAGGGGUCCUCCCUACAAAAAAACAAAGCUACGCACAGGUAAAGUAACUAAGGCUUUGCAAGUUGCUUCUUCAGGCAGUCUAAGCUUGUGACAGUGGUGGAAAAAAAAAAAAAGUUGGGGCUGUGUACCUUGCAGCAGUGUAAGACAGUGUUGCCCCCUAAGGUGUGGCGUAAGCUGUUCGGAGGGUGAGGUGAGUUGUUUCAGGUCGCCUGUAGUGUGGCGGUGGCAAAAAGGUCUGAUAAGUUAGGCUGUUGAGGCGCAGUAGGGCGGUUCCUUCGGUCAGAGCUUAGCCUGGCCUUGGCUGUACACUCGGUAGUAAGUAAGCUUGUGUCUUCGGUGGUGCCUCUGUCCUGUAGGUGGGCGUCUUGGCUCUCUCUUAGCUGGGUGGUGCCCUGAAAGGUAAAGUAGAGGCUUACGCUACAAAGCGUACGUCUUGCAAGUGGGCUCCUGACUAGCCUAAAAUGAGAGAAAAAACUCUGUCUAAAUGGCUGUGAAGUUUCUGCGCUGCUACUAGUGUACAAAAACCCCGUAGAAGAACUAGUAGCUGUUCGGUGAAAGCUGUUCGGAGCACGCCCCUCCGUGGUUGGGAGAGGUUGGUCUUCGCUUAACCCGAAGGUGGCGCUGUUGGUGGCUGUUGGAGUUUAAGCUUGAUGUUAAGGGUUCUGUGGGGGUUGCUCAGACUAAUGUCCUUGCUGAGGGGUUUAGCUAGUGACUUGGGUGUGUUUUUACUGAGAUUAGUCUGUGUUUCUCCCUGCUUGAGUUAUGGACCUGGCUAAGCGUAGGUAGCGCGACCUUGGGCGUAUCUGCUCUUUGUUGCUGCUCCUAUGGGUGUGGUGAUCACUACUGCUGAGUAUCAGGCAGUGCCUUGGUUAUAAUGGCCUUGGUUUUCUUCCUCUCGAAACUAUAGCGAAAAAGUUGGUUCACUACUGCUGAGUAUCAGGCAGUGCUAUUAGUCUUCGGGCUGUAGCUGUUGGCAAAAAAAAUGGAUAGGCACUACUGCUGAGUAUCAGGCAGUCCUGAGAAGCCCUAGGUCCUAGUAAGCAUCUGAUUCCCUUCGGGUGGACGGGGUGCGACCUUUGGUCUUGUUUGGUUCGCUUUGGUGUCACUGUUUCAGGGCCCAUAUGCAUGCCUGCUUGACUGUAGUGGUGGAUCGACUAUGUUUCUCCCUUCGCCAAGCUACUUAUCCUGGCCUUGCCUAAUGGGAAAUCAGAUCUCAUAACAGCGCCUUCGCCGUGCAUCGGGCAAAAGCGACUUCGUGCACCAGCUGUUUUUGCGUUGGUGUCGCAAUUGCAGUGGAUUUCUAUUAUCCUACCGCGUUGUUUGCGGAUUUUGUCUUCGGAUAUGUGGAUGCGCCACACGUCUCCUUUUUUGGAGAUGUCCGUGUCGUCCACCGCCGCGAUGCUGUCGCCCCGCAAUCCCGAUAGCGCCCAAAGGAGGACCAUUUUUUGGUCUUUUGCCUUUAGCGCCUCGAGCUUCGUACCCGGUAGGAAAGGCUUUGCUUUCCUCGGGUUGUGGUCUUGGAUUGUUCGUUCAAUUGCCUUUUCCACGUCCCCGAUGUUUCGGAGAAUGGCGGGGCUUUCGACUAGCCGCUGCGGGCCAUCCGCGGGUGGCGGUUCUACCAGCCACAUGAUGAUGCUGGAUGUGUACUGCGCGACUGAGGUGUAUUCAUUGAACACUAGGAAGGCGGCGAAUCUUUGCACCGCCUCCGGCCUCACGGGUAGCUUUUCACCCUUGGCCGCUAGCCAGUCGAGGAAGAAGGCGACUCGCGACUUUUUGUUUCUAGUCGUGGAGUCGGCUUCUCCCAUGGCGCGCAGCUCGUCGUCGUUUAGAUCGACAGCUUUGCGCAGUGCGUCCGCCCGCUUCGACAUUUAUUUAAUGUUACUUUUUUAUUUAUCUCUCGCUGUUGUUCCCUCUAACGUUCUUUUUAGUUUUUAUUUAGUUAGUUUGUUCUCUCGUCCUUACUUACUUUUUUGUCUAGGCUGGUUCGUGCGGCUGCUUAGGCGAACCUCCACCAUGGAUCUUGGCCUCCUGCCGUAUCUCAUGAAGUGGUCUCCCCAGCCUAGCUUCUUUACUUACUCGUAACUCCUUCCCACUCUGUUUUCCCUCUUUUUAGCUUGACGAGAUGUAACACGUCACUCCCUCGAACACUGCGCCGCCGCCGCCGCGUUUUCCCUUUCGGCCACCAGUCGUCACUGGUGGUUUGAUUUGUUUCCUCCCUCUCAACUAGAGUGUUUUUUACUCUGUCAAAAAGGACGAAUUUAUUGUUCCGCCACUAACUUAAUAAUGGUCCGGUGCCCCUGGUAAUUUGACCAGAGGGCUUAUGGCGAAUGCUUUUGCAUUCUGUUUUUCGAGGAUUUGUUGUCCUCGAGGCCGGUAGCCUUUUUCUUCCAGCUAGUCGCGUUCUAGCUUGUGCGUGGCUCCUUCCACCACACCGCGAGGGAGCGUUUGCUCCCAACGUGCUCCUUCACGUCUCUCCCCAGGAGGAUUUUUCCCUCCAUCACUCUCGAUUUAUCGGCGUCGAUCGCGUGAGCGGCUGUUUUUGCGCUCGUUCGAUCGCUUCGAUUUGUUGCGGCCACGAUUGUCUUUUUCGCGACUGUCGUUGCGAUGCCGUUGUCCCAGCGGAACCGCGUUUGCGUCGCUUCGCUGGGGUCCUUUCGGUUGGCGGCGUGUUCGGCCGUUUUUGGCCUUCAUCGCCUUCAUCGGCUGGACUUUCGGUUUUACGAAGUCUUUCGGGUGGCGGAUUGCUUCCUUGUCCUUCGCUGCCGCUCGUUUUGCCGCUGUGCCGGUUGGCUGCUGGUUGAUGUUUCGCCCUGCCAACCGGGCCGAGAAGAGGACUUCGGCCAGCUCUUUUUGCGAGCGGAUCACUUCUGCCCACGUUCUCUUGGCGAUAGUGAUGUCUGGGGGAGGACGGUUGCGGUCGAUGAGGUGGUGGUGUGUGCAUUCCAGGUGUUGAGCGUCGUUGCGACAGCCUGACUGCACCGCAUGCGCUUUGUGCGCGUGGAACCAGUGGCAUACCGCCGGCGGAAGCAUGAGUCCCAUAUUUUUCAGGGACUUCAAUGCGGACGGCUCCACUAAGCCGGUUUGAGGGAAGUACACGUAGUAUGUGGUGCGUGUUCCUCCCUUCGCGUUUCGGCGCUCGGCUAGCACCACGUCGACACGUUUGUCGAGGCGGCGGUUGUGGACUGGGUCCAUGGCCGGGUUGAAAUCUGUUUUUUCCAGAUCCAAACUCUCCAACCAAGUGUCGCUCGGCAUGGUUGUGCCCGUGUCGUCGUCCCCGCCGCUGUCGGCGUCGCUGCCGAACGGGUUUUGCGGGCCUUCGCUCGCCGAUCGCUCUCGCGAUUCGCUGCGGCGGCGGCUGUGGCUACGAGAGCGCAGUGUGACUGUCACACGUUCGCUUCUCGGCUUGCCUAAGCUCGCCUCGGCGUCUCGCAUGGAGAACAUUUCAUUUUUGAUUUCCUCCAUGUUCUCCUUGAAGAACGCUUUUUGGACGGGCGGUUUGAUUUUUCCCCCGUCUUCCUCGUCCGUGUAGCGCGCCUCGUCGAUGAGGUGGAGACCGAAGUGGUUGUACCAGGCCAGCAGGUUGAACAUGUAUCUGUUCACCAGCCCGGUCUCCCAGCGCUUCAUCUUCUGCUGGAGCGCGUCGAGGCUGCGGGAGCCUUCCUUCAUGAAUCCCAAGAACACCAUCAUUUUUUUGAUGGCGAUUUCUGGGAAGUUCUCGUUGAACUCGGUCAUGAAGUCGAAGGGCUGCAGGUCGGUGGCGCCGUUGAUGGCGCUUUCCACGCGGCGCAGCGUCUCCCAGCACUGGUCCAGGUUGCAUCUGUCCCAGUAGUCAGCCGGGACGCUGGCGACGACCUGUUUCCGGACCAGGUUCUGGAACGCGCUGUUUGUGCGCUGCAGGUUGUCUCCGUUAAAGCCUGCGAUGGCGCAGUUUGAGACCUUGGGUUGGUUUUUUCCCACCUGGGCUUCGCCCCAGAUGCCUGCGGCCGCGUAUGCUCCGAAGAGCAGCGCCAGCGCCUUUUGGUUGAGGCGUUGGCCUGCCGUCGUGUUCAGGACGCUGUUUUCGUCCACGUCGAAAACGGAGCGGAGGCCGUGCUUUUCCACGUGUUUUAAUAACGCGGUGAGCACGUGGUUCGCCUGCUUAGAGGCUUUUUCUCCGUUCGUGAAGAAGCAGUUUUUAUACUGCUCCUGUGCGUCUGCGACUUCCUCGCCCGGAGUUAAGACGGAAGGCCAGACGACUUUCACCUCUGUUUUCUUCUCGACGCCGUUUACGCGUCGGUAGACGAAGAAUUUUUCUCCUUCGCUAGCCGGGCGCGUGUCGUCAUAGGAGAGGAUUUUGUCCUCUCCGCUGCUGUUCAAAGCCGUUGCGAUGGCCUUUGCGGUCUUCUUCGCGAACGUUUUGAACAGAGCUGCCGUCUCCGGCGGCUCCUCGGAGGACUCUUCGCUUUUGUCGGCGAAGUCCACGGAGUCCUCCUCCUCUUUCUUUUUGGCUUCGAGCUCCGCCUUGCGCUGCUUCUCCUCUUCUUCGAGGAGCUUUCGGUCCUCCUCCUCGUGCGCCUUGCGGACCGACGUCCACGGCGUCUUGGCCGGCUUCGCGUCCCAGUCGUUGAGCACCUCUUUGUUGGUGCGCUCGAUCAGGUAGCGGACUAUCACCUCCUUUUUGGCGGUCUGCGCCGGGACUUCCGCCAGGUUCAGCUGCGGGUUUUCCUCCCGAAACUUUCGUUUUUCGGCGAGCUUCGCGCCGGCUUCAAAAGUCUCUUUUUUAAUCAGAGACUUCGAGGCCCAGGGUUCGGCCGUUAGUUCCUCGUGGUAUGCGCCCAACCACAAGUGGAACCACAUCAAGGUGGUGCCCUGUUCGGUUAGGGUUCCACCUUCCCCCACGAAGCGCGGGUCCUCCAGGUCUUUUUUGACCGUGUCGAUGAAUUCCGUUUCCGGAAGUUCACCGACCAUCUGUCGGAGUGCUGCAAUCCAGUCCUGGAUGUUUGCGCAGAAGAUGAGUUUAUCCUCAUACUGCGUCUUCUCCUCCAGCUGCUUUUGCAGCGCCUCCAUGGCCUCCGCCAUGGAGGGGUGAAACAGUGAUCCGUCGAUCAGUUUCAGAAGGGCUUUGCCCUUCUCGUCGACGUCCUCGCUCCCCACAGGAUUUUUGCCUGUGUGGAUGACGAGGUCUCCGACGCUUUUCAGGGAGGUCAUUUUGUUUUUUGUUUUGCUGAAAACCAGAGUGCGGGGGCACUACUAGUCACUAGUUUCUAGAUUGCGAUUAUACGCGCACAGAAAGUCCCUGGAUUUUUGGGAAAAAGAAAAGUUUUUUGACCUGCCCAAGCUAGCUUUCAGCUUGAGGUUACGAAAAUGUGCUGCCACAAGCGCCAAACCCUCGCGGCGAUUUUUGCCCCGCGAGGGGAUGGCGCGCCGCGCGCGCGGCGGAACUCGAUUUUUACGAGCUCCCCAGCACCCCCCACUGGGCGCCACGCGCCUGCCCACCGCACCGCCGGAGGGCGCGUUGGCCCUCCCGCGGCCUACGCACGAGCGCUUUGGCCCGUGCGCCGGCAGCCCGCUCCGCUCCGCUCCGCUCUGCUCCGCUCUGCAUGUGAACUCCGCCCCGUGGGUGUAGCAUUAACGCUCUCACCCGACCGCACCCGAGCCUCCGCGGAGGCGCGAACCGUGGUUCGCCUUCGCCGAGAUGCGCCAUUGCAUCGACCGGCGGCGUCGCGCGUGAGUGCAUUUUUUGCACCGCACACGACGGGGUUCGCGGGGCCCGUUGCCCCCAACCCUCUCCCUAGUUGGUCCCUCAGCCGACAUUUUUUGUCGACUGUCGUCCAGGAACCUUCCAGAGAGCGUAUCUUUUCUCUCACCUAAGUUAACUCACCAGUUAGUAUAAUCACUUCCCCCGCAAGCUCCUCCAGUGCAUAAAUAUGAUGAUUGAACAUGGUACAAUAUGAUGAUGAUUGAACAUGGUAAAAUAUGUAUAAAUAUAGAAGAACAACAUGAACAUGGUACAAUAUCAUGAUUGAACAACAUGGUACUAUAUAGUUGAUGUAUUGCUGCAUCAGCUUCUAGUACUCGUCACUAUGAAAGAGUAAGCUUCUUGUAGCAAAGCAAAGGAAGAGCUUAAGGAGGAAGAUAAGAGGGAUGGAUCUCUACCGCGAUAUAUGUGAGUAAGAGCGGUAGAGAUCCAUUCCUGCUAUCUCUAUGAUGAAAAAUACUAAGGUCUAAAAAGUAGCAUAAUUAGAGAAGUUAUUUGCAACCAAGAACCUUAAUAAUCCCACGCGGGGAGCACUCGUGAGCGACGAGUGAC